Prunus armeniaca (apricot) is the source of this 852-nucleotide messenger RNA. NCBI's taxonomy places the organism in Eukaryota, Viridiplantae, Streptophyta, Magnoliopsida, Rosales, Rosaceae. The record is from the annotation of a GenBank genome assembly.
AUGGAAGCGGGAAGCCUUCUCCUUAGUCCAAUUCCAUGGACCCCAAAACGCCCUCUCCGACGUCGUCUUGGCCCCACUUUCCCGCGCCCCAUUAGGGCUUUGAAUUCAGAUAGUCGUUACAAAGGCCCCAAGCCACAGAGAAAUUGGGUGGCCGAUUGGGUCUCCAACAACGACGACGCCGUUCGGAGCUUGCCGAUUUACGCGGGAGGCGCCUCCCUCUUGGCCGUCCUCUUCAACCGCACCGUUUCGGACAUCGCUCUGGUCGCUGACGCCAGCAGUUCACAGUCUAGAGCUGAUUUGUUGACGUUGGGAUUGGCUGUGACCAACAUACUAGCAGGUCUGGUGAAUCCCGAAGGGAUCGAAUGCGAGAGAAUGCAUUCUAAUCUCCCAAACACCCUGCUUUCUGAGUUAUUGUGGGCAUGGGAAUCUCUGUCAGAUGUGACGUGCUGCCGGUCUCUUGUUAUAGUUUAUGAUGGCAGAUGUAUCCUUCAGAUUGGUUUUGCAGCAGAAUCUUCUAAUGGUAAUGGCAAGGCUGUGUCUGUGGAUGCUGAUAAACUGAUGCAAGGAUCACUCUAUCGAGGUGUUAUGAAAUCAGGAGUUCAGAGCUAUUUGGCAAACCUAUAUCUUUAUCCUGGAAAAUCUGAGCUGCCAUUUCUGCCUUCAAAUACACAGGCAGUAAUAUUGCAGCCACUUGGAGACAAAGGGAUCACAAUAAUUGGUGGUGACACGGUUAGAGGAUUCACAUCUGCCGAUCAGGCAUGGAUUUCAUUAAUUGGAGAGAAGCUGGAUUCUACUCUAGCAAAGUAUGUGGAUAACCCCACAUUGGUUGUGCAAGAUCCAGUUUUCAAGUAA